Messenger RNA from Dryobates pubescens (Downy woodpecker), 15636 nucleotides. RefSeq names its product ubiquitin protein ligase E3 component n-recognin 4 (gene UBR4). The record is from RefSeq and is a predicted model, not a curated record. The coding region runs from base 29 to 15523 and encodes 5164 amino acids. The transcript is spliced from 106 exons. NCBI's taxonomy places the organism in Eukaryota, Metazoa, Chordata, Aves, Piciformes, Picidae. Gene Ontology annotation, molecular function: protein binding; zinc ion binding.
GCCCCCCCUCACCCAGCGGAGCGGCAAGAUGGCGGCGGCGGGCGGCGGCGCGGGGGCCGCGGCGGAGCCGGGCUGGGAAGUAGCGGUGCGGCCGCUGCUCUCCGCUUCCUACUCGGCCUUCGAGAUGAAGGAGCUCCCUCAGCUGCUCGCCUCGGUUAUCGAGAGCGAGUCUGAGAUCCUGCACCACGACAAGCAGUAUGAGCCCUUCUACUCCUCCUUUGUUGCACUUUCUACACAUUACAUCACUACUGUGUGUGGUCUCAUCCCCAGGAACCAGCUGCAGUCGGUGGCGGCGGCGUGCAAGGUCCUGAUCGAGUUCUCGCUGCUGCGCCUGGAGAACCCCGAUGAAGCUUGUGCUGUGUCACAGAAACAUCUCAUCCUGCUGAUCAAGGGGCUGUGCACGGGCUGCAGCCGCCUGGACCGCACCGAGAUCAUCACCUUCACAGCCAUGAUGAAGUCAGCCAAGCUGCCUCAGACUGUCAAAACCCUCUCUGAUGUAGAGGAUCAGAAGGAGCUGGCCUCCCCAGUGAGCCCAGAGCUGAGGCAGAAAGAAGUGCAGAUGAACUUCCUCAAUCAGCUGACAUCAGUCUUUAACCCUAGAGUCUCAUCAUCACCAUCUAUCAUGUCAGAGGCACAGGUGGAAGGAGAAAGUGAGGAUCAAGCUUCCACAGAUCAAAGCUCUGCAGCAAAGACCAAAAGCAUAUUCAUUGCUCAGAAUGUAGCCAGCCUGCAAGAACUUGGUGGCUCUGAGAAGCUGCUGAGGGUCUGCCUGAACCUGCCCUACUUCCUGCGCUACAUCAACCGCUUCCAGGACGCGGUGUCGGCCAACUCCUUCUUCAUCAUGCCAGCCACGGUGGCUGAUGCCACCGCGGUGCGCAACGGGUUUCAUUCGCUGGUCAUCGAUGUGACCAUGGCCCUGGAUACUCUGUCCCUGCCUGUGCUGGAGCCUCUGACACCCACACGUCUCCAGGAUGUCACUGUGCUUGCUCUCAGCUGUCUCUAUGCAGGUGUGAGUGUGGCCACCUGCAUGGCCAUCCUGCACGUGGGGAGCACUCAGCAGGUACGAACUGGCUCCACAAGUUCCAAAGAAGAAGAUUAUGAAAAUGAUGCUGCUACUAUUGUACAAAAAUGUCUUGAAAUCUACGAAAUGAUUGGACAAGCCAUCAGCAAUUCACGCCGGGCAGGGGGUGAGCAUUAUCAGAACUUCCAGCUGCUGGGGGCUUGGUGUCUGCUGAACAGCCUCUUCCUCAUCUUGAACCUCAGCCCCACGGCCUUGGCUGAUAAGGGGAAGGAGAAGGAUCCCUUGGCCGCCCUUCGAGUCCGAGACAUCAUCGCUCGCACCAAGGAGGGCGUCGGGUCUCCCAAGCUGGGGCCUGGGAAAGGGCAUCAAGGCUUUGGUGUUCUGUCAGUGGUGCUAGCCAACCACGCUAUCAAACUGCUGUCCUCCCUCUUUCAAGACCUGCAAGUGGAGGCGUUGCACAAGGGCUGGGAGAGUGAUGGUCCACCAGCAGUGCUGGAUAUCAUGGCUCAGAGCACCUCCAUCCAGAGGAUUCAGCGCCUGAUCGAUUCUGUCCCACUCACCAACCUGCUGCUGACUUUGCUGUCUACAUCCUACAGGAAGGCUUGUGUCUUGCAGCGCCAGAGGAAGGGCUCCAUGAGCAGCGACGCGAGUGCCUCCACCGACUCCAACACCUACUAUGAGGAUGACUUCAGCAGCACUGAGGAGGACAGCAGCCAAGAUGACGACAGUGAACCAAUCCUUGGGCAAUGGUUCGAAGAGACAAUCUCUCCAAGCAAAGAAAAAGUGGCCCCACCACCACCUCCUCCACCACCCCCUUUGGAGAGCUCCCCUAGAGUGAAAAGCCCCAACAAACAGAGCACUGGAGAGAACGGCAACAUCCUGGCCAGCCGCAAAGACCCGGAGCUGUUUUUGAGCCUGGCUUCCAACAUUCUGAACUUCCUCACUUCCUCCAUGCUGAACUCCAGGAACAACUUCAUUCGCAACUACCUGAGCGUCUCUCUCUCGGAGCAGCACAUGGCUACGCUGGCCAGCAUCAUCAAAGAGGUGGAUAAGGAUGGCCUGAAGGGUACAUCAGAUGAGGAGUUUGCUGCUGCGCUCUACCACUUCAACCAUUCCUUGGUGACCUCAGAUCUUCAGUCUCCUGCUUUGCAGAACACACUUCUUCAGCAGCUGGGAGUUGCUCCUUUCUCUGAAGGUCCCUGGCCUCUCUACAUCCAUCCCCAGAGUCUGUCAGUGCUCUCAAGACUUCUCCUGAUUUGGCAGCAUAAAGCCAGUGCCCAGGGGGAUCCUGAUGUUCCAGAAUGCCUUAAAGUGUGGGAAAGGUUCGUGGGCACGCUGAAGCAGAACGCCCUGCAGGGGACUCUUCCCAGCGACACAGAGGACCUGAAUGUGGAGCACCUCCAGCUGCUGCUGCUCAUCUGCCACAACUUCUCAGAGAGGGGCCGCAGGUCUGUGCUGCUGCUCUGCAUCCAGACCAUUGUGGAGCUGACAGGCAGCAUGGAGACGCAGCAGGCCGCCGUGCCGCUCGUCGUGGCGCGGCUGCUCCUGGUGUUCGACUACCUGCUCCAUCAGUAUGCCAAGGCUCCUGUGUACCUCUUUGAGCAGGUGCAAUAUAAUUUGCUGACUCCCCCCAUUGGCUGGGUGAGUGGAUCCCAGGACAGCAGCAGAAGAACAUCUGUCCCUCUUUAUCAUGGCUUUAAGGAGGUGGAAGAAAACUGGACCAAACACUGCUCCUCAGAUGCAGCUCCACAGCCCAGGUUCUACUGCAUCCUGUCUCCAGAAGCUUCUGAGGAUGAUCUGAACCGCCUGGAUAGCACGGUUUGUGAGGUCCUUUUCUCCAGGACUAUGAAGUAUGAUGAGCUGUACACAGCCCUGACUUCACUGCUUGCAGCUGGCUCACAGUUUGAUACACUCAGGAGGAAAGAGAACAAAAAUGUCACUGCCCUGGAAGCCUGUGCACUUCAGUACUACUUCUUGAUACUGUGGAGGAUUCUGGGCAUUUUGCCUCCUUCCAAAAACUACAUGAAUCAGCUGGCUACCAACACACCAGAGAUGAGUGAAUGUGACAUUCUGCACACCUUGCGCUGGUCCUCUCGCCUCCGAAUCACCUCCUACGUCACCUGGAUCAAGGAUCACCUCAUCAAGCAGGGCAUGAAAGCUGACCAUGCUGCUUCCCUCACUGAGCUGGCCUCCAGCAAGUGCAGCUCGGUGAAGUACGACGUGGAGAUAGCCGAGGAAUACUUUGCUCGCCAGAUAUCUUCUUUCUGUGGUGUUGACUGCACAACUAUCCUCCAGCUGCACGAAGUUCCCAGUUUACAGUCCAUUUACACCCUCGAUGCUGCCAUCUCCAAGAUCCAGGUGUCUCUGGAUGAGCACUUUUCCAAGCUGGCUGCAGAAACUGACCCACACAAGUCUUCAGAGAUCACCAAGAACCUCCUGCCUGCUACUCUGCAGCUCAUUGACACUUAUGCUACAUUUACCAGGUCUUACUUGCUGCGGAGCCUCUCGGAGGAGGGCUCCCCUGAGAACAAGCCCUGCGAGGAGAAGCUGCGGGGCUACGCUGCCGUCCUGGCCAUCGGGUCCAGCCGCUGCAAGUCUAACACUCUAGGUCCAACCCUCGUUCAGAACUUGCCGUCGGCUGUGCAGACGCUGUGCGAAUCGUGGAACAACAUCCACACAAAUGAGUUUCCAAACAUUGGCUCGUGGCGCAACGCCUUUGCCAACGACACCAUCCCCGCCGAGAGCUACAUCAGCGCCGUUCAGGCUGCCCACCUCGGUACCCUCUGCAGCCAAAGCCUACCUCUUGCAGCUUCCCUCAAGCACACCCUCCUCUCUCUGGUCAGACUCACUGGGGAUCUCAUUGUGUGGUCCGACGAUUUGAACCCACCGCAGGUGAUCCACUCCCUGUUGCCCCUCCUUUUGGAGACCAGCACAGAGAGUGUGGCAGAAAUAAGCAGCAACUCCCUGGAGAGGAUUUUGGGCCCUGCAGAGUCUGAUGAAUUCCUGGCACGUGUUUAUGAGAAGCUGAUCACAGGCUGCUAUAACAUCCUGGCCCACCACUCGGAUCCGAACAGUGGCCUGGAUGAGUCCAUCUUGGAGGAGUGCUUGCAGCACCUGGAGAAGCAGCUGGAGAGCAGCCAGGCCCGGAAAGCCAUGGAGGAAUUCUUCUCAGAAAGUGGAGAGCUGGUCCAGAUCAUGAUGGCAACAGCCAAUGAAAGCCUGUCAGCCAAGUUCUGCAACAGGGUGCUCAAGUUCUUCACCAAGCUCUUCCAGCUGACUGAGAAGAGUCCCAACCCCAGCCUCCUGCGCCUUUGUGGCUCUCUGGCUCAGCUGGCCUGCGUGGAGCCUGCUCGCCUCCAGGCCUGGUUAACCAGGAUGACCAUGGCCCCCCCCAAAGAUUCAGACCAGCUGGAGGUGGUGCAGGAGAACAGGCAGCUGCUGCAGCUCCUCACCACCUACAUCGUUCGGGAGAACAGCCAAGUUGGAGAAGGGGUCUGCACGGUCCUGCUGAGCACCCUGAUACCCAUGGCAACUGAAAUGCUGGCCAACGGGGAUGGCACAGGCUUUCCUGAGCUGAUGGUGGUGAUGGCAACGUUGGCCAGUGCAGGACAAGGUGCAGGACACCUCCAGCUCCAUGGUGCUGCUGUUGACUGGCUAGGCAGAUGCAAGAAAUACCUGUCCCAGAAGAAUGUGGUGGAGAAGAUGAAUGCCAAUGUGAUGCAAGGCAAGCAUGUGACUAUCCUGGAGUGCACGUGCCACAUUGUCUCCUACCUGGCUGAUGUCACUAAUGCCCUGGGCCAGAGCAGUGGGCAAGGACCAAGCCACCUUUCUGUGGAUGGGGAGGAGCGAGCCAUCGAGGUGGAUUCGGACUGGGUGGAGGAGCUGGCAGUGGAGGAGGAGGACUCUCAGGCUGAAGAUUCGGAUGAAGAUUCUCUUUGUAACAAACUCUGUACCUUCACCAUCACACAGAAGGAGUUCAUGAAUCAGCACUGGUAUCACUGCCACACCUGCAAGAUGGUCGACGGGGUUGGCGUCUGCACAGUCUGCGCGAAAGUUUGUCACAAGGACCACGAGAUCUCUUAUGCCAAAUAUGGAUCAUUCUUCUGUGACUGUGGAGCCAAGGAAGAUGGCAGUUGCCUGGCUUUGGUGAAGAGAACUCCCAGCAGUGGUAUGAGCUCUACCAUGAAAGAAUCUGCCUUCCAGAGCGAGCCCAGGGUGCCUGAGAGUGUCAUUAGGCAUGCAAGCACCUCUCCUGCAGAGAAAGCCAAGGUCACCAUCAGUGAGGGGAAGGGCCCUGAUGAAGAAAAGCCCAAGAAGAGCAGCCUGUGCCGAAACGUCGAGGGGUGUCGAGAGGAGCUGCAGUCCCAGGCCAACUUCUCCUUUGCCCCUUUGGUGCUGGAGAUGCUGAAUUUCCUGAUGGAUGCCAUUCAGAUCAACUUCCAGCAAGCUUCAGCCAUGGGCAGCAGCAGCCGGGCGCAGCAAGCUCUCAACGAGCUGCACACCUUGGACAAGUCGGUGGAGAUGACAGACCAGCUGAUGGUGCCAACGCUGGGCUCCCAGGAGGGUGCCUUCGAGAACGUCCGCAUGAACUACAGCGGCGACCAGGGCCAGACCAUCCGGCAGCUGAUCAGCGCCCACGUGCUGCGCAGGGUGGCCAUGUGUGUGCUCUCCUCCCCCCACGGCCGGCGCCAGCACCUGGCUGUCAGCCACGAGAAGGGCAAGAUCACAGUCCUCCAGCUCUCAGCACUGCUGAAGCAAGCAGACUCCAGCAAAAGGAAGCUGACCCUCACUCGCCUUGCAUCUGCACCUGUCCCCUUUACAGUGCUGAGCCUGACUGGAAAUCCCUGCAAGGAGGACUACCUGGCUGUGUGUGGGCUCAAAGACUGCCACGUGUUAACCUUCAGCAGCUCUGGCUCAGUCUCUGAUCAUUUGGUCCUUCAUCCCCAGCUAGCCACUGGCAACUUCAUCAUUAAAGCUGUGUGGCUGCCAGGAUCUCAAACAGAGCUUGCUAUUGUGACUGCAGACUUUGUGAAGAUUUAUGACCUCUCUGUGGAUGCCUUGAGUCCAACUUUCUACUUCCUUCUGCCAAGCUCCAAAAUCAGGGAUGUGACUUUCCUCUUCAAUGAGGAGGGGAAGAACAUCAUAGUGAUCAUGUCCUCUGCUGGCUACAUCUACACUCAGCUCAUGGAAGAGGCCAGCAGUGCCCAGCAUGGACCAUUCUAUGUCACCAACGUGCUUGAAGUCAACCAUGAGGACCUGAAGGACAGCAAUGGGCAGGUGGCAGGAGGUGGGGUCUCAGUGUAUUACUCCCACGUGCUGCAGAUGCUGUUCUUCAGUUACUGCCAGGGCAAGUCCUUUGCAGCCACCAUCAGCAGAGCCAGCCUGGAGGUGCAGCGACUGUUCCCCAUCAACAUCAAGAGCUCAAAUGGGGGCAGUAAGACCUCCCCAGCACUGUGCCAGUGGUCUGAGGUGAUGAACCAUCCUGGCUUGGUGUGCUGUGUGCAGCAGACCACGGGUGUCCCGCUGGUGGUGAUGGUGAAGCCAGACACCUUCCUCAUCCAGGAAAUAAAAACCUUGCCAGCCAAAGCAAAGAUUCAGGACAUGGUGGCCAUCCGCCACACAGCCUGCAACGAGCAGCAGAGGACCACCAUGAUCCUGCUGUGUGAAGAUGGCAGCCUGAGGAUCUACAUGGCCAAUGUAGAGAAUACAUCCUACUGGCUCCAGCCCUCUCUGCAGCCCAGCAGCGUCAUCAGCAUCAUGAAGCCAGUCCGAAAGCGCAAGGCAGCUGCCAUUACAACUCGCACCUCCAGCCAGGUGAACUUCCCUAUUGACUUCUUUGAGCACAACCAGCAGCUGACAGAUGUGGAGUUCGGAGGCAACGACCUGCUGCAGGUGUACAACGCUCAGCAGAUCAAGCACCGCCUCAAUUCCACCGGCAUGUACGUGGCCAACACAAAGCCUGGAGGUUUCACCAUUGAAGUGACAAACAACAACAGCACCAUGGUGAUGACAGGGAUGAGGAUCCAGAUUGGGACACAAGCCAUAGAGCGGGCUCCCUCCUACCUGGAGAUCUUCGGGCGCACCAUGCAGCUGAACAUGACCAGGGCUCGCUGGUUCGACUUCCCCUUCACCCGGGAGGAAGCCUUGCAGGCUGACAAGAAGCUGACCAUCUUCAUCGGAGCUUCUGUGGAUCCUGCUGGAGUCACCAUGAUGGAUUCCAUCAAAAUUUAUGGCAAAACCAAGGAGCAGUUUGGGUGGCCUGAUGAGCCCCCCGAGGACUUCCCCUCUGCCUCAGUCAGCAACGUUUGUCCCCCAAACCUGAACCAAGGCAACGGCACCGGGGACGCCGAGUCUGCCGCCCCCGCGGCUGCCAGCGGCACUGUCCUGGAGAGGCUAGUGGUGAGUUCUUUAGAAGCGCUGGAAAGCUGCUUUGCUGUAGGACCAGUCAACGAGAAGGAGAAGAAUAAGGUGGCAGCUCAGGAACUGGCCACUAUGCUGCUGUCCAUGCCAGCUCCUUCCAGUGUCCAGCAGCAGACCAAGAGCCUCCUGGCCAGCUUGCACACCAGCCGCUCUGCCUACCAUAACCACAAGGAUCAAGCAUUGCUAAGUAAAGCCAUUCAGUACUUGAGUUCCUCAACCAAAGAAGGAAAGGACCUUGAUCCUGAAGUGUUUCAGAGGCUGGUCAUCACUGCUAGAUCCAUUGCUAUUAUGAGACCCAACAAUCUGGUCCACUACACAGAAUCAAAGCUGCCACAGCUGGAAGCAGAGGGUGAAGAAGGGCAGGAUGCCCAGAAGCACACUGAAGGAGAUGGCUGCACCUUCAUUACCCAGCUGGUUAACCACUUCUGGAAGCUGCAUGCAUCCAAGCCCAAGAAUGCCUUCCUUGCCCCUGCCUGCCUGCCAGGUCUCACUCAUGUUGAAGCCACAGUCAAUGCUUUGGUGGAUAUUAUCCAUGGAUACUGCACCUGUGAGCUGGACUGUAUCCAUACAGCAUCCAAGAUCUACAUGCAGAUGUUGCUGUGCCCGGAUCCUGCAGUGAGCUUUUCUUGCAAGCAAGCUUUGAUCAGAGUGCUGAGACCGAGGAACAAGCGGAGACACGUCACCUUGCCAUCCUCCCCACGCAGCAACACUCCUAUGGGAGAUAAGGAUGAUGAUGAUGAUGAUGAUGCAGAAGACAAGCUGCAGAGCUCUGGGAUAGCGAACGGGGAGCACAUCCGGCAGGAGAGCCAGGAGCAAAGCGAAGUUGAUCAUGGGGACUUUGAGAUGGUGUCUGAAUCCAUGGUCCUGGAGACUUCUGAAAAUGUGAAUAAUGGGAACCCUUCUCCUCUGGAGGCUCUUCUGGCUGGAGCAGAGGGAUUCCCUCCUAUGCUGGAUAUUCCACCAGAUGCAGAUGAUGAAACAAUGGUGGAACUGGCUAUUGCCUUGAGCCUGCAACAGGAUCAGCAAGGGAGCAGCAGCAGUGCCCUUGGGCUCCAGAGCUUAGGGCUGUCUGGCCAAGCACCCAGCUCCUCUUCCCUUGAUGCUGGCACGCUCUCGGAUACGACAGCAUCAGCUCCAGCCUCUGACGACGAGGGCAGCACCGCCGCCACCGACGGCUCCACCCUCCGCACCUCCCCGGCGGAGCACGGGGGCAGCGUGGGCUCCGAGAGCGGCGGCAGCGCGGUGGACUCGGUCGCCGGGGAGCACAGCGUGUCUGGCCGCAGCAGUGCCUAUGGGGACACGGCAGCUGAGGGCCACCCCGCUGGACCAGGCAGCGUCAGCUCCAGCACAGGCGCCAUCAGCACUACCACAGGCCAGCAAGAGGGAGAUGGUUCAGAAGGGGAAGGAGAAGCAGAGGGAGAUGUCCACACCAGCAACAGGCUGCACAUGGUCCGACUGAUGUUGCUGGAGAGGCUGCUGCAGAACCUACCCCAGCUGAGGAAUGUGGGAGGAGUCAGAGCCAUCCCUUACAUGCAGGUUAUUCUGAUGCUUACCACAGACCUGGAUGGAGAUGAUGAGAAAGAUAAGGGAGCUUUAGAUAACCUUCUCUCCCAGCUGAUUGCAGAGCUGUGCAUGGACAAAAAGGACGUGUCGAAGAAAAACGAACGCUCUCCAGUCAAUGAAGUGCACUUGGUGGUCAUGAGGCUGCUCAGUGUGUUCAUGUCCAGAACCAAAUCAGGAUCCAAGUCUUCCAUUUGUGAGUCUUCCUCCCUCAUCUCUAGUGCCACCGCUGCUGCGUUGCUGAGCUCUGGUGCUGUUGACUACUGUCUGCAUGUGCUGAAGUCCUUGCUAGAGUACUGGAAAAGCCAGCAGAAUGAUGAGGAGCCUGUAGCCACCAGCCAGCUCCUGAAACCUCACACUACUUCAUCUCCACCUGACAUGAGCCCUUUCUUCCUCCGCCAGUACGUGAAGGGUCAUGCUGCAGAUGUGUUUGAGGCCUACACUCAGCUCCUGACAGAGAUGGUACUGAGGCUGCCUUACCAGAUCAAGAAGAUUGCAGACACAAACUCCCGCAUCCCACCUCCCAUCUUCGAUCACUCCUGGUUCUACUUCUUGUCUGAGUACCUGAUGAUCCAGCAGACGCCCUUCGUGCGCCGCCAAGUCCGCAAGCUGCUGCUCUUCAUCUGCGGCUCCAAGGACAAAUACAGGCAGCUGCGCGACCUCCACACCCUGGACUCCCACGUCCGCGGCAUCAAGAAGCUGCUGGAGGAGCAAGGCAUCUUCCUGCGUGCCAGCGUGGUCACGGCCAGCUCGGGCUCUGCCCUGCAGUACGACACCUUGAUCAGCCUGAUGGAGCAUCUAAAGGCCUGUGCAGAGAUUGCCACCCAGAGGACAGUCAACUGGCAGAAGUUCUGCAUCAAGGAUGACUCUGUUCUGUAUUUCCUCCUCCAAGUCAGCUUCCUGGUGGAUGAAGGGGUGUCCCCUGUCCUCCUGCAGCUGCUCUCUUGUGCUCUGUGUGGCAGUAAAGUGCUGUCUGUGGCUUCCUCCUCUGGAUCAUCAAGCACCUCUUCCACCUCUGCUCCUGCAGCAUCAGGCUCUGGGCAGCCAACCACACAGAGCAAAUCCUCCACCAAAAAGAGCAAGAAGGAGGAGAAGGAAAAGGAGAGAGAGGGUGAGAGCCUGGGCAGCCAGGAGGAUCAGCUGUGUACAGCUCUGGUGAACCAGCUGAACAAGUUUGCUGACAAGGAGACCCUCAUUCAGUUCCUGCGUUGCUUCCUGCUGGAGUCCAACUCCUCCUCUGUCCGGUGGCAGGCUCACUGCCUGGCACUCCACAUCUACAGGAACUCCAACAAGUCUCAGCAGGAAUUGCUCUUGGAUCUGAUGUGGUCAAUCUGGCCAGAGCUUCCAGCCUAUGGAAGGAAGGCUGCUCAGUUUGUAGAUCUCCUGGGAUACUUCUCUCUGAAAACCCAGCAGACUGAGAAGAAGUUGAAGGAGUACUCCCAGAAGGCUGUGGAGAUCCUCAGGACCCAGAACCACAUUCUCACCAACCACCCCAACUCCAACAUUUACAACACAUUGUCUGGACUGGUGGAAUUUGAUGGCUAUUACCUAGAGAGUGAUCCUUGCCUGGUCUGCAACAACCCAGAGGUGCCCUUCUGUUACAUCAAGCUCUCCUCCAUUAAAGUGGACACACGGUACACCACCACCCAGCAAGUGGUGAAGCUCAUUGGCAGCCACACCAUCAGCAAGGUGACAGUGAAGAUAGGAGACCUGAAACGAACCAAAAUGGUCAGAACCAUCAACCUUUACUACAACAACAGGACAGUGCAAGCCAUAGUGGAGCUGAAAAACAAGCCAGCUCGUUGGCACAAAGCUAAGAAAGUCCAGCUGACCCCAGGCCAGACAGAGGUGAAGAUUGACCUGCCCCUGCCCAUAGUGGCCUCCAACCUGAUGAUUGAGUUUGCAGAUUUCUAUGAGAACUACCAAGCCUCCACCGAGACCCUGCAGUGCCCUCGCUGCAGCGCCUCCGUCCCGGCCAACCCCGGCGUCUGUGGCAACUGCGGGGAGAACGUCUACCAGUGCCACAAGUGCAGGUCCAUCAAUUAUGAUGAGAAGGAUCCUUUCCUGUGCAAUGCCUGUGGCUUCUGCAAGUACGCUCGCUUCGACUUCAUGCUCUACGCCAAGCCCUGCUGCGCCGUGGACCCCAUCGAGAACGAGGAGGAUCGCAAGAAGGCAGUAACAAACAUCAACACCCUCCUGGACAAGGCUGACAGAGUGUACCACCAGCUCAUGGGACACCGACCACAGCUGGAAAACCUCCUGUGUAAAGUGAAUGAGGCAGCUCCUGAGAAGCCACAGGAUGAAUCUGGUAGUGGUGGAGGGAUCAGUUCUACCUCAGCCAGUGUGAAUAGAUACAUUCUCCAGUUAGCCCAGGAGUACUGUGGAGACUGCAAGAACUCUUUUGAUGAGCUUUCCAAAAUCAUCCAGAAAGUGUUUGCCUCUCGGAAGGAGCUCCUGGAGUACGACCUCCAGCAGAGAGAGGCAGCCACCAAGUCCUCCCGCACCACCGUCCAGCCUACCUUCACCGCCAGCCAGUAUCGUGCCUUGUCUGUGCUGGGCUGUGGCCACACCUCAUCCACUAAAUGCUAUGGCUGUGCCUCAGCUGUCACUGAGCACUGCAUCACCUUGCUGCGAGCCCUGGCCACCAACUCUGCCAUCAGGCACAUCCUGGUGUCCCAGGGCCUCAUCCGAGAGCUCUUUGACUACAACCUGCGGCGGGGCGCGGCCAGCAUGCGGGAGGAGGUCCGGCAGCUCAUGUGCCUUCUGACCAGGGACAAUCCAGAGGCCACACAGCAAAUGAAUGACUUGAUCAUUGGGAAGGUGUCUGCAGCUCUGAAGGGCCACUGGGCAAAUCCAGACCUGGCCAGCAGCCUCCAGUAUGAAAUGCUGCUGCUGACAGAUUCCAUCUCCAAGGAAGACAGCUGCUGGGAGCUCAGGCUGCGCUGUGCCCUCAGCCUCUUCCUGAUGGCAGUGAACAUUAAGACUCCAGUGGUAGUUGAAAACAUCACCCUCAUGUGCCUGCGCAUUCUCCAGAAGCUGAUCAAGCCACCUGCUCCAACCAGCAAGAAAAACAAGGAUGUGCCUCUGGAUGCUCUCACCACUGUGAAGCCUUACAGCAAUGAAAUCCAUGCACAGGCUCAGCUGUGGCUCAAGAGGGACCCCAAAGCAUCAUAUGAAGCCUGGAAGAAGUGCCUCCCUGCCAGAGGUAUAGAUGCCAGUGGGAAAUCCCUCAGCAAAGCUGAGAUUCACCAGCUCUACUUGUCAGAGAAGUAUGUGUGGAAGUGGAAGCAGUUCCUGAGUCGCCGUGGGAAGAGGACUUGCCCCCUGGACCUCAAGCUGGGGCACAACAAUUGGCUGCGCCAGGUGCUCUUCACUCCUGCCACUCAAGCUGCGAGGCAAGCUGCCUGUACCAUCGUGGAAGCUCUGACUACCAUCCCCAGCCGCAAGCAGCAGGUCCUUGAUCUCCUGACGAGCUACCUGGAUGAGCUGAGCAUUGCUGGGGAGUGUGCUGCAGAGUACCUGGCCCUCUAUCAGAAGCUCAUCAAACCAGCCCACUGGAAGGUCUACCUGGCAGCCCGGGGGGUUCUGCCCUAUAUUGGCAGCCUCAUCACCAAGGAAAUAGCUCGUUUGCUUGCCUUGGAGGAAGCCACACUCAGCACUGACCUGCAGCAGGGAUAUGCCUUGAAGAGCCUCACAGGUCUCCUCUCUUCCUUCGUGGAGGUGGAGUCCAUCAAGAGGCACUUCAAAAGCCGCCUGGUGGGCACCGUCCUGAAUGGUUACCUGUGCCUGAGGAAGCUGGUGGUACAGAGGACAAAGCUGAUUGAUGAGACCCAGGACAUGCUGCUGGAGAUGCUGGAGGAUAUGACCACAGGCACAGAGUCUGAAACCAAAGCCUUCAUGGCAGUGUGUAUAGAGACUGCAAAACGUUACAGCCUUGAUGACUACAGGACUCCAGUCUUCAUCUUUGAGAGGCUCUGCAGCAUCAUCUACCCUGAGGAGAAUGAAGUGACUGAGUUCUUUGUAACUCUGGAGAAAGAUCCCCAGCAGGAGGACUUCUUGCAGGGCAGGAUGCCAGGGAAUCCCUACAGCAGUAAUGAGCCUGGCAUUGGGCCACUCAUGAGGGACAUCAAGAACAAGAUCUGUCAGGACUGUGACCUGGUAGCUCUGCUGGAGGAUGACAGUGGCAUGGAGCUUUUGGUGAACAAUAAGAUCAUCAGUUUGGAUCUGCCUGUGGCUGAGGUCUACAAGAAGGUGUGGUGUCCCACUAAUGAGGGGGAGCCCAUGAGGAUCAUCUACCGCAUGCGAGGGCUGCUGGGAGAUGCCACCGAGGAGUUCAUCGAGUCCCUGGACUCCACCACUGAUGAAGAGGAGGAUGAGGAAGAAGUUUACAAGAUGGCAGGUGUCAUGGCCCAGUGUGGAGGCUUGGAGUGCAUGCUCAACAGGCUGACUGGGAUCAAGGACUUCAAGCAAGGCCGGCACCUCUUAACGGUGCUGCUGAAACUGUUCAGUUACUGUGUGAAGGUGAAGAUCAAUCGCCAGCAGCUGGUCAAGCCGGAGAUGAACACUUUGAACGUCAUGCUGGGAACCCUUAACUUGGCUCUGGUGGCUGAGCAGGAAAGUAAGGACAGUGGAGGAGCAGCAGUGGCAGAACAAGUGCUCAGUAUCAUGGAGAUCAUACUGGAUGAGUCCAAUGCAGAACCUCUGAGCGAGGACAAGGGUAACCUCCUCCUAACUGGUGACAAGGACCAGCUGGUGAUGCUGCUGGAUCAGAUCAACAGCACCUUUGUGCGCUCCAACCUCAGCGUCCUGCAGGGCCUGCUGCGUAUCAUCCCCUACCUGUCCUUCGGGGAGCUGGAGAAGAUGCAGAUCCUGGUGGAUCGCUUCAAGCCCUACUGUAACUUUGAUAAGUACGACGAGGAGCACAGUGGAGAUGAUAAAGUCUUCCUGGACUGCUUCUGUAAAAUAGCAGCAGGGAUAAAGAACAACAGCAAUGGCCAUCAGCUGAAAGAUCUCAUCCUCCAGAAGGGGAUUACACAGAAUGCCCUGGACUACAUGAAAAAGCACAUUCCCAGUGCAAAGAAUUUGGAUGCAGACAUAUGGAAGAAAUUCUUAUCCCGACCGGCGCUGCCUUUCAUCCUGCGCCUGCUCCGAGGGCUUGCCACGCAGCACCCUGCCACACAGGUGCUGAUAGGCACAGACUCCAUCACCAACCUGCACAAACUGGAGCAGGUGUCCAGUGAUGAAGGGAUUGGGACGCUGGCAGAGAAUCUUCUGGAGGCCCUGAGGGAACAUCCGGAGGUGAACAAGAAGAUCGACGCCGCCCGCAAGGAGACCCGGGCGGAGAAGAAGCGAAUGGCCAUGGCCAUGAGGCAGAAGGCCUUGGGCACUCUGGGCAUGACGACAAACGAGAAGGGUCAGGUAGUGACCAAGACUGCGCUGCUCAAACAGAUGGAGGAGCUGAUAGAAGAGCCAGGGCUGACCUGCUGCAUCUGCCGGGAAGGAUACAAGUUUCAGCCCACCAAAGUGCUGGGGAUUUACACCUUCACCAAGCGUGUUGCCCUGGAGGAGUUUGAGAACAAGCCCCGCAAGCAGCAGGGCUACAGCACCGUCUCCCACUUCAACAUUGUCCACUAUGAUUGUCACCUUGCAGCUGUCAGACUGGCUCGCGGCCGUGAGGAAUGGGAGAGUGCAGCCCUGCAGAACGCCAACACCAAGUGCAAUGGGCUCCUGCCAGUCUGGGGACCUCAUGUGCCAGAGUCUGCUUUUGCUACUUGCUUAGCAAGGCACAACACAUACCUCCAGGAGUGCACAGGACAGAGGGAACCUACCUACCAGCUGAAUGUCCACGACAUCAAACUGCUCUUCCUCCGCUUUGCCAUGGAGCAGUCGUUCAGCGUCGACACUGGAGGAGGAGGAAGGGAGAGCAACAUCCACCUCAUCCCAUACAUCAUCCACACGGUGCUCUACGUCCUCAACACCACUCGAGCCACGUCGAGGGAGGAGAAGAACCUCCAGAGCUUCAUGGAGCACCCCAAGGAGAAGUGGGUGGAGAGUGCCUACGAGGUGGAUGGGCCCCAUUACUACACCGUGCUGGCACUGCACAUCUCUCCCCCUGAGAAGUGGAAAGCCAUGAGAGUGGAGGUCCUCAAGAGGCUCCUCGUCACCUCCCACGCGCGAGUGGUGUCGCCAGGGGGAGCCAGCAGACUGGCAGAUAAGGCGGUGAAGGAUUACGCCACGUACCGCUCUGGCCUUCUCUUCUGGGCCCUGGUAGAUCUCAUUUACAACAUGUUCAAGAAGGUGCCUACCAGCAACACUGAGGGGGGCUGGUCCUACUCUCUGGCCGAGUUCAUCCGCCACAACGACAUGCCGAUCCACGAGGCCGCCGACAGGGCCCUGAAAACCUUCCAGGAGGAGUUCAUGCCAGUGGAAACCUUUGCUGAGUUCCUGGAUGUUGCUGGCCUCUUAUCAGAGAUCAACGAUCCUGACAGCUUCCUCAAGGACCUUCUGAACUCCAUCCCCUGAGCCACCAGCACAAGGGAGCACUGGGCAGAGACUACAACUGCUUUGCCUUCCCCCCUCCCCCCUCCUUUGUGUUCCUCCUUGUGCAGUCUGUCCCUUCCCUGAGGAGUGCUGCA